Octodon degus (degu) is the source of this 2639-nucleotide messenger RNA. RefSeq names its product galactosylceramidase (gene Galc). Gene Ontology annotation, molecular function: galactosylceramidase activity. Gene Ontology annotation, biological process: galactosylceramide catabolic process. The record is from RefSeq and is a predicted model, not a curated record. The coding region runs from base 48 to 2057 and encodes 669 amino acids. Gene Ontology annotation, cellular component: lysosome. The transcript has 17 exons. NCBI's taxonomy places the organism in Eukaryota, Metazoa, Chordata, Mammalia, Rodentia, Octodontidae.
UGGUCAGGAGUUCAUCCGAGGCGUCCGGGCAACGCCGAGUGGGAGCUAUGACGGCUGCCGCGGGUUCGGCGGGCCGCACCUCAGUGCCCCUGCUGCUGUGCGCGCUGCUGGCGACCUGCGGCGCCUACGUGCUGGACGACUCUGACGGGCUGGGCCGGGAGUUUGACGGCGUCGGAGCGGUCAGCGGCGGCGGGGCCACCUCCCGACUUCUAGUAAAUUACCCAGAGCCCUAUCGUUCUGAAAUACUGGAUUAUCUCUUUAAGCCAAACUUUGGUGCUUCUUUGCAGAUUCUAAAAGUUGAAAUAGGUGGUGACGGGCAGACAACAGAUGGCACUGAGCCUUCUCACAUGCACUAUGCACUCGAUGAGAAUUAUUUUCGAGGGUAUGAGUGGUGGUUAAUGAAGGAAGCUAAGAAGAGGAACCCUGAUAUUAUACUUAUAGGGUUGCCAUGGUCAUUCCCUGGAUGGCUGGGAAAAGGUUUCAACUGGCCUUAUGUAAACAUUCAGCUGACUGCCUACUAUGUUGUGAGCUGGAUUUUGGGUGCCAAGCAUUAUCAUGAUUUGGACAUAGAUUAUAUUGGAAUUUGGAAUGAAAGGACAUUUGAUACAAGUUACAUAAAGGUAUUAAGGAAGAUGUUGGACUCACAAGGUCUUCAGCGAGUGAAAAUCAUAGCAAGUGAUAGUCUGUGGGAGCCCAUUUCGUCAUUCAUGCUGCGAGACCCCGAACUCUGGAAAGUGAUUGAUGUUAUUGGGGCGCAUUAUCCCGGCACCCGUGUGUCGCGGCAUGCGAGGAUGACCAAGAAGAAGCUGUGGUCUUCUGAAGAUUUUAGUACUUUCAAUAAUGACGUGGGUGCCGGCUGCUGGGGACGCAUAUUAAAUCAGAAUUACGUCAAUGGCAAUAUGACUUCCACAAUUGCUUGGAAUCUGGUGGCCAGUUACUAUGAAGAGCUGCCAUAUGGGCGCUGUGGAUUGAUGACUGCCCAGGAGCCGUGGAGUGGGCACUAUGCCGUCGAAUCUCCUGUCUGGGUAUCAGCUCAUACGACUCAGUUUACCCAACCAGGGUGGUAUUACCUGCAGACAGUUGGCCAUUUGGCAAAAGGAGGAAGCUACGUAGCUCUGACUGAUGGCUUAGGUAACCUCACUGUCAUCGUUGAAACUAUGAGUCGCAGACAUUCUAAGUGCAUCCGGCCAUUUCUUCCUCUGUACAACGUGUCUGCACAACACGCUACCUUUGUUCUUAAGGGCUCUUUUAGUGAAAUCCCGGAACUACAGCUGUGGUACACCAAACUUGGAGAACCAUCUGAGAGAGUUCUUUUUAAACAACUGGAUUCUCUAUGGCUCCUGGACAGCAAUGGCACCUUCACGCUGGAACUGCACGAGGACGAGCUGUGGACACUCACCACCCUCUCCACAGGGCGCAAAGGAAACUACCCACCGCCUCCCAAGUCCCAGCCAUUCCCGCAUGUCUAUAAGGAUACUUUCAAUGUUGAUUACCCAUUUUUUAGUGAAGCUCCGAAUUUUGCUGACCAGACAGGUGUAUUUGAGUACUACAUGAACCCCGAGGACCGCGGAGAGCACCGCUUCACUCUGCGUCAGGUUGUCAACCAGCGCCCGAUCACGUGGGCUGCGGAUGCUUCCAGCCCGAUCAGCAUCAUCGGAGACCACCACUGGACCAAUUUGACUAUAAGCUGUGAUGUUUACAUAGAGACGCCUGAGAAGGGAGGUGUAUUCAUCGCAGGAAGAGUAAAUAAAGGUGGUCUUUUGGUUAGAAUUGCACAAGGCGUUUUCUUCUGGAUUUUUACUAAUGGAUUGUACAGAGUUACAGGUGACCUAGCUGGAUGGAUCGUAUAUUCUUCAGGAUAUGUUGAAGUAAAAGCAAAACAAUGGUACACACUUACAUUAACAAUUAAGGGUAAUUUGGCCUCUGGCAAGUUGAAUGGCAAGGUUCUGUGGCAUAACAUCCAUGUGAAAUUCCCGAGGAACGGCUGGGCUGCAAUUGGAACUCGCUCCUUCGAAUUCGCGCAGUUCGACAACUUUCAUGUGGAAGUCACACACUGAAACCACGUGCUGUCCGACACUCUUGAGUUCUUCCUUUUGGACUUGGUGUAGGGCCAGUUCUUGUGCUGACAGAUUGCCUUGCUAGGCUGAAAACAAGGAAGAGUACAUAGGAAGACAGUUAUAUUUUUACUUGAUCCUGAGAAAGAUUUUACUAGAUAAUUCCAAAGGAAUGUGAAUUGUUAACAUUUUCUAAUGUGUUUCUUAAAAGUCACUCUUCGCUGGUCCUGUGUUCAGGAGUGGUUCAGGUCUGGAAGCCAUCUUGUAAAUACUAGGUGGAUCUCUUCGUUCUUUACCAAAUGAUUAUGCAGGUGGCCAAGGCUGCCCUCACUGAGAUGUACUGGUGAGCGUUGUCCUUGUGUCCAAAUGAUGUCCUCAUAGUAGGAUGCUGCUGCCACAGAGGGAUCUGAAGAACAUGAAGUACUGCUUCUUGGAAACCAUGUCAGUGUGCUCUACUUACCUCUAACAAGUGUCCUUUUUUUAACUUUAAGAUGAUGAUUUUGAAUGAUGAAUAGAAUGAUUUGAAAAAUGCCUCUUCAUUAAGCUACCUCUGUUAUUUCUGCAACAAUAAAUUAUGGCAAAUUA